CACAGGUCCGGAGAGUGUGAUUGUCCCUGCAGGGCGCAUGAUGUCUUUCAUUAGUCUCAUUGCAGGGGGAGGGGAGCGCAAGUGCAGAGGAGAAGAGAGGGGAUUUAACGAUCAACCAGGAGACACCCAAAUAGCAUGCAAAUGGAGAAAAACGACAGAGGUGAGGAAGAGGAGGAAGAGCACAGGAGAGAGGCGGGUCGGUUGUUUAGUUUGUGUCCUGCUGGUAAGAAGUUCCGCAGCAAGCCUCAGCUGGUGCGUUACCUUGGCAACUCCAUGGACCUCAGUUCGUUCGAUUUCCGCACAGGCAAGAUGCUCAUGAGUAAACUGAACAAGAACAGGCAGCGGCUUCGCUACGACACUAACAGUCAAACAAAGGGAAAACCAGACCUGAAUACAUCUCUCCCAGUGCGACAGACAGCCUCUAUCUUCAAACAGCCCGUCACGAAAGUCACCAACCAUCCAAGCAACAAAGUCAAAACAGACCCACAGAAAGCUGUAGACCAGCCAAGACAGUUAUUUUGGGAGAAGAAGCUGAGUGGUCUUAAUGCCUAUGACAUUGCUGAGGAGUUGGUAAAAACCAUGGACUUACCUAAAGGUCUACAGGGAGUAGGACCUGGCUGCACGGAUAAGACCUUGCUGUCUGCGAUCGCUAGCGCCUUGCACACCAGCUCUUCUCCCAUCACAGGCCAGCUGUCGGCAGCUGUGGAGAAGAACCCUGGAGUUUGGCUGAACACGGCCCAGCCGCUCUGCAAGGCUUUCAUUGUUACAGAUGAGGACAUCAGGAAACAGGAGGAGCUGGUGUACAACGUGAGGAAGCGUCUGGAGGAGGCUCUCAUGGCCGACAUGUUGGCUCAUGUAGAAGAGGCUUCAAGUGGGGGAGAGGCGAUUAAGGAUGAGGGAAACUGCCAUGAUGACAAGGAGGAAGUAUAGCGAAGGGCAGCAAUACAUGUGUGAAACUACCUGCAUACAAACCUAUCAAGUCAACCAUCUAACGAGGACCAGAACUCCACCCGCUCCGCCAGAUCAGCUCGACUUCUUUACCAAGAUGCUCUAGUCCUGCUAUGAAGGACACUCAUCCAAACCCACUGGUUGGGAUUUCUUUCCAGGAACUGUCAGUUGGACCUUUUUUUAGUCAUUGUUUGAUUUUAUUUUUAUUUUUUUUCAUGUGUAUAAAAACAUUUCCAUAUUCCAGAGUUAAAAGUGGCACUUCUAUGUGUUUGGGUUGUGUCUGGGGGAGUGAUGUGACAAUCGGGGCGAACUUAAAUCUAAUUUAAGUCUAAUUAAGCAUGGAGAUCUCAUGAUAUAGUCGAGAAUAACUAUUCCUACAAAGAUGCAGGAUAGUGGGACGGGAAGAAAGGAUUGCGGUUAGUGUUGUACAAUAUAGAGCACUGUUGGAGGACUUUUGGAGGUUGGAUACAUUAAUUCUUCACAGUACAGUUUUGGUACUGUGAUCAAAAUCACAUCCCUCAUAUUCUCAAAUUUUGGCCGCUCGUUAAGAGAACCAUAGAACCUCAGCUAACUGAAUCUCACACGAGCUAUAGGAAACAUGAAAUGGUUUAUUUUGAUUCAUUUUUAAAUCCCCCCUUAUUAUUGAAUAUACAAAUUCAGUAUUGGUUACAGAGAUACUGUAAUGUGAGUUCAGUAUUGGAUUCUUUUUAAUUGCCUCAAGUAUGAGUCACAUGUUGUAUCAUACUGCCACAAAGGUUUUGUAGAUUUGUAUGCUUACAUUGGUGUAAUGACCUUAAUGAGUUCAUAAAUGUUUAUCUUGGGCACAAUAGUUUAGAAACGUACAAAACCGACUCGCACCACAGAUCUUCAUUUGUGUUUCAUCAGUCUGUGGUGUUCGUUCACAUGACUAAUGUUGGUUCAUUUGCUGUUCACAUUUUUCACAAUGAACUGGAUUCAAAUUUGAAUCCAGAUAUGAAUGGUGUCCCUAUAUAGUACUGCAAAUAAAAAUAAAAAGGAAAAAACAAUGAUUGUUUUUCUGAAUGAACGCACAUUGCUAAGUUGAAAAUACAUGUUUAAUUUGUUUUUGUUGUUGAAAAAUUCUAUGGUUUGAACAUAUGUACAUCAACUGUUGGAUUUUGUUUUUGGCAUUUUACAGAGUAAAGUGUUUCUGUAUGUUUGA
This is a messenger RNA of Hemibagrus wyckioides, 2128 nucleotides long. RefSeq names its product methyl-CpG binding domain protein 3b (gene mbd3b). The transcript is spliced from 8 exons. NCBI's taxonomy places the organism in Eukaryota, Metazoa, Chordata, Actinopteri, Siluriformes, Bagridae. The record is from RefSeq and is a predicted model, not a curated record. Bases 136 to 930 code for a protein of 264 amino acids. Gene Ontology annotation, molecular function: DNA binding.